AUGGCUGAUUGGAGCAUGUCCGUGGGCUCGCUGGGCGAGGACGUGGUGGCCCGGCUCUGUGAGCUCCUGGACACUGCCAGCCGGGGCUGGCGCAAGCUGGCAGAGGUGGCCGGGGCCGAGAAGCGCUUCAAAUGCAGUGAGGAGGAGCUGGAGAUGUGCUCGCUGAAGGUGCUGGAGCCCCGCGGCAGCCCCACACAGUGUCUCCUGCAGCUGCUGGCCGAGCGGGACUGCAGCCUCAAGUACCUGCUGGGCUGCCUCGCCAAGAUGGGGCACACGCCAGCCUAGAUGCUCCUCUCCUCUCCCACAGUCCAAGACACAAUCCGCAUCACAGUGCAGCCGGAGUCGCACACGGUGGCAGAGGGGACGCGGGUGGCUCUGAUGUGCUGGGCGAGCGGCCCCCCAGGGCUCAGUUACCAGUGGUUCUGCGGGAAGCAGGAGUUGCCCGGAGCCACAGCCCCAGAGCUAGUGGUUGACACGGGCACCCCGCAAGGCCAGCCCGGCUGGUACAUCUGCCGUGUCAACUGUGGGGUCAACUACACCUUCUCCAGGUGGGCCCACGUCCAGGUUGAGAGGAGCAGCAGCCCCAGCUCAGGUGGUGAGUGGCUACUGCCCGACCAUGGUGGGGCUGCAGAUCCUGUGGCAGCCCCAGCCGUGCCGUUGGCCGAAGGGGACACGCUGUUGCUGGAGUGCAGAGCCAUGGGCAAUCCGCCCCCCCAGUACCAGUGGUUCAGGAACCGGCAGCCUGUGGAGGGUGCACGGGCGCCCCAGCUCCAGGUGAAACUGGUGACGACGGCUGAGAGGGGCAGCUACUCGUGCCGCGUUUUCAACCUCUUCCACGAGGUGUGGAGCCGGGAGGUGGAGGUGGAGAUCGGCCCGCGGCUCUUCACCUCCGGAGGCUCCUGGCCGGAUGGGGAUGGAGGUGCUCCGGAGCACUGUAACCCUGGCCAGCUGUAUGCCACCGACAAAGUGGCACUGCUGAUCGGCAACAUGCACUACGUGCACCACAAGCACCUGAAGGCACCCAUGGUGGACGUGCACGCCCUGAGCAACCUCCUCCGGCAGCUCGACUUCAAGGUGGUCUCGCUGCUGGACCUGUGCAAGGCUGAGAUGCAGAUGGCCGUCAACGAGUUCCUCCUGCUCCUGGACAAGGGCGUCUAUGGUUUGCUUUACUAUGCCGGGCAUGGCUACGAGAACUUCGGCAACAGCUUCAUGGUGCCCAUCGACGCGCCCAGUUCCUACACGUCAGCUCACUGCCUGUGCGUGCAGCGUGUGCUGCAGAGCAUGCAGCAGCGCCACACAGCCCUCAACAUCUUCCUGCUCGACAUGUGCCGCAAGAGGAACCUCAAUGACGACAUCAUCCCACAGGUCGGGGCGCUGCAAGUCACGGCCAACAUUGUCUUCGGCUAUGCCACCUGCGCUGAUGCCGAAGCUUACGAGCUCAGCCAGGGCGAGCUCUCCAACGGCAUCUUCGUGAGCUUCCUGAAGCGCUGGCUGAUGGAAGAUGAGAAGAUCACAGUGCUGCUGGACAAGGUGGCCGAGGACAUGGGCACACUGGAGAUCACGCGGGGCCGGCAAGCCCUGGAGCUGCGCAGCAACCUCUCGGAGAGACGGGCCCUCACGGACCCCAUCCGGCCAGCUGAGGGCCAGGACGAGUCCUCCGUCAGGAAUCUGCAGUGGGCCAAGGCCCACGUCCUGCCAGAAAGCCGACACCUCCGCUUCGACUGUGGCAUCACUGUCCAGCUGGGCUUUGCUGCUGAGUUCUCCAACAUUAUGAUCAUCUACACUCGCAUCGUGGCCACCCCGAAGGAGAUCGCCAAGUGCGAGGCCAAGCUCACGGACAUGCCGGAGGAGCUGGACGCGGAUCUCAAGUUCACCAACAAGGAGAGCCCUGAGGAGGUGGGUAGCCCGCUGUCCCCAACCUGGAGCCACAAUGUCCCCUCCUGCUGCCUCUACAGCCGGCUCUGCGGUCUGCAGAAACUGCGGCAGGAGCUGGCGUUCACCGUGUGCCUGCAGUACCGGUAUUGUGGCAUGGAGGACUUUGUGGAGGAGAGGCGGAUGGUGAAUGUGGGCAAGCCACUCAUCGCCAAGCUCAACCUGCGGCUUGGGGAUGGGGACGCUGCCCGGGAUGCAUCCGUCUCACCGCUGGGCUCCGAGGCCUCCGGCAGCCCCCUGUCCGACUCACUCCCAGGAAGCUGGGUGGCCACUGGUGCUCACUGGCUGAACACCCCUGAGGAGACCCCGAGCCCCGACACCCCCGGCGUGCACUCCCUGUAG
Tinamus guttatus (white-throated tinamou) is the source of this 2274-nucleotide messenger RNA. NCBI's taxonomy places the organism in Eukaryota, Metazoa, Chordata, Aves, Tinamiformes, Tinamidae. The record is from RefSeq and is a predicted model, not a curated record.